Larimichthys crocea (large yellow croaker) is the source of this 1817-nucleotide messenger RNA. RefSeq names its product anti-dorsalizing morphogenic protein (gene admp). The record is from RefSeq and is a predicted model, not a curated record. Gene Ontology annotation, cellular component: extracellular region. The transcript has 5 exons. The coding region runs from base 169 to 1338 and encodes 389 amino acids. NCBI's taxonomy places the organism in Eukaryota, Metazoa, Chordata, Actinopteri, Sciaenidae. Gene Ontology annotation, molecular function: growth factor activity; cytokine activity.
UUUACCAAAGGCUUUGAGGGCCACUGAAGAGUGAACGGGGGCAUUUGAUAUAAAAAGUGGAGCCUCCAGGACCCUGCAGUCACUCCAACUCCAAGCUGCUGGCCGGUUGUGUGGAUCGAGGACACCGUUGCGUCAGGAAUCUACCCCAACAUUUUUUUUGGUUUGGAGAUGUUGAUGUUUGUGAUCAGCCUCGCCACUUUAGUGUGCACGGCCUCUGCACGGCCUUCACUCAGCUACCUGGAGAAUCACUUCACCGCCGAGAACGAGUCAGAGGAAGUCCGCUCAGCUGCAAUCAAAAGACUUUUGGAAGUAUUUGGGAUGGAGGACCCUCCUGCUAUCCAUGGACACAAGCAGCCGCCUCAGUACAUGCUCGAUCUGUACAACACGGUUGCUGAUGUGGACGGUGUGACCAAGGAUCCGUAUCUUCUGGAGGGGAAUACCGUGCGCAGUUUCUUUGACAAAUUGCGCAGUGAACAGGUGGAGUACAGGUUCAAUUUGUCCACGGUUGCCAGAACUGAGAAGAUCCUCACUGCAGAGCUUCAUCUUUUCAAGCUGCGACCUCAGGCAACCAUGACAUUCCACAGACAUCAUUUCUGUCAGGUUAGUGUUUAUCAGCUGCUGGACACCAGCAGGAACAACAACACACAAGACAAGAAGCUGCUGUCUUCCCGACUCAUCCCAGUCCACUCUACUGGUUGGGAGGUGUUCACCAUUACACAAGCAGUCCGCUCCUGGAUGAUAGAUGAAGGCAGUAAUCUGGGGCUCCACGUGGUGGUUCGGACCCUGGGAGGAAGCCAGAUGGAUAUGAAAAUGAUUCGCUUUGCUUCAGGACGCAACCACCACCAGAGCAAACAGCCCAUGUUGGUGCUCUUCACCGAUGACGGCCGGCGCUCUGCUACUCUUGAAAGCACAGAUCCAAAUGAUACCGCAGCCACUUCCAGCCUGCCCCAGGCCCCCAUGUCAGGUCCGUCCUCCCGCAGCGCCCGCUCUCUGGACUUCACCGAGGAGGAAGGCGUUUCUUUGCCCUGCCAGCGCCAACCCCUGUAUGUGGACUUUGAGGAGAUUGGCUGGUCGGGCUGGAUCGUGUCUCCCCGGGGCUACAACGCUUACCACUGCAAAGGCUCCUGUCCCUUCCCUCUGGGUCAGAACAUGAGGCCAACCAACCACGCCACCGUCCAGUCCAUCAUCAACGCCCUGAAGCUGAUCAAAGGCAUCGAGAUGCCAUGCUGUGUGCCCGACAAGCUCUUCUCCAUCAACUUGCUCUAUUUUGAUGACGAUGAGAAUGUGGUGCUCAAACAGUAUAACGACAUGGUGGCUGGAAGCUGUGGCUGCCAGUGACAUCAGCUAGUCACUGUUGUGUUGGGCUGCACAGAUAUUUAAUACGUAAAUCAGGGUUUCUGUACUUAGAUAGUCAGCUGCCCUUUAAAACUCAAUUAACGAAUAAUGUGCAGUCCCAUAUGUGGCAUUGUAAUAUAUGUAAAUAUCCCAAAAUUAUAAUAUAUGGCAGUGAUGGAAGUGAUAUCCUGUGAAAGAUGUAAAUGUGUAUAUUUUAUGUUUUCUGUUGUGAAAUAUUGCAGUCAGAAUAAAUGCUGUAAACAAAAGAUUGUGGAAUGAAUUUAUUUGCAAGUUAUGUUUCACUCAUUGUCGCUGAUGUUACUGUGACUUUAUGAGAGAACAACAAAAUAUUUAGCAAUCAUGAAUGGUCAAUAUUUGGACAAAAUUGACCUUCCGUUAAUUUGUAAUCCCAGAUUUACAGGAAUUAACCAGCAUUGUUCGCCCAAUCUCGGUAUUUACACAUCAGAAAUGGCCAAAUUGGA